GCGCAGAAGUGCUCAGGGGGCGGACGUGGGCGCUGGAACCUUGUCGAAGACCAUCGCGGAGGGAGCCCUCCCUGUAGGAUCAACGGUUUAGAUGUGCAUUAAGAUAGAGGCAGGCUUAUGAAUGUGUGGCCCACAGUACACUUAGCACAAUACGUCAAAACUCGGGGAGAAUCAGGAAUCCAACCGCUCGACCUCCGGAAAUAGAUGCGGAGGACAGGUGGCGAAUUGGAGUUGACCGAGUGCCCGAGGCAGAAAGAAACAGGCUACAGCUCGGAUUUCCCGCGAAAUCGCAUUCCGGCUUCGGACAAGACCACCGGAGCGGGGGAGCCCCGAUCGAGUUGUGCGUCGUUGUCCCGCGGGGCGCGGGGCGGCCGUCCGGUCCCCCCUGCCGCUGCACAGUGGUGCCUCCCGGAAGCGGGGCCGCGCGAGGGCGCUGCUGCGAUUGGUGGGCCGCCGCUGGGGGCGGAGACAACGGUGCCGCCGGCGGGAAACCUGGCCCCUGCUGAAGCGGAGCGGGAGCGCGACCCUUAGCCCGCCAUGUCGUCCCCGGUGUCCACCCCGAGCCGCCGCGGCUCCCGGCGGGCCGCCCCCGCUCAGCCACGCCAGGACCCGCUGUCGUCGGGAGAGCCGCGGCCGCUGCCCGCGUCGCCCGGCGCCGAGCCCCGCAGCCCGCCCCGCGCGCCGCCCGCAGCGGCCCCCCUGGACCUGGACGUGAGCUCGCCGCUGACCUAUGGCACCCCCAGCUCGCGGGUGGAGGGCACCCCGAGGAGCGGCGUGCGCGGCACGCCUGUGCGGCAGAGGCCCGACUUGGGCUCGGCGCGGAAAGGGCUGCAGGUGGACCUGCACUCGGACGGGCCGGCCGCAGAGGAUAUAGUGGCGAGCGAGCAGUCUUUGGGCCAAAAACUCGUGAUUUGGGGAACAGAUGUAAACGUGGCAACGUGCAAAGAAAACUUUCAGAGAUUUCUUCAGCGUUUCAUCGAUCCUCUGGCUAGAGAAGAAGAAAGCGUUGGCACAGACGUUACUGAGCCUCUGUACAUGCAGCGACUUGGGGAGAUUAACGUUAUUGGAGAGCCGUUUUUAAACGUAAACUGUGAACACAUAAGAUCAUUCGACACAAAUCUAUACAGACAGCUCAUUUGCUACCCACAGGAAGUUAUCCCAACGUUCGACAUGGCUGUCAAUGAGAUCUUCUUUGACCGCUAUCCUGACUCAAUCUUAGAACAUCAGAUUCAAGUAAGACCGUUCAACGCAUUGAAGACUAAGAAUAUGAGGAACCUGAAUCCAGAAGACAUCGACCAGCUCAUCGCCAUCAGCGGCAUGGUGAUCAGGACGUCCCAGCUGAUUCCGGAGAUGCAGGAGGCCUUCUUCCAGUGCCAGGUGUGCGCCCACACGGCCCGGGUGGAGAUAGACCGCGGUCGCAUCGCUGAACCCUGCGUGUGCGAGCGCUGCCACACCAGCCACAGCAUGGCGCUCAUCCACAACCGCUCCGUCUUCUCCGACAAGCAAAUGAUCAAGCUCCAGGAGUCCCCCGAAGACAUGCCCGCGGGGCAGACGCCGCACACGGUCGUCCUCGCCGCCCACAAUGACCUCGUGGACAAGGUCCAGCCUGGGGACAGAGUGCACGUCACAGGCAUCUACCGAGCGGUCCCCAUUCGCGUCAAUCCCAGAGUGAGCAACGUGAAGUCUGUCUACAAAACCCACAUCGACGUCAUUCACUAUCGGAAAACCGACUCGAAGCGUCUGCACGGCCUCGACGAAGAAGCAGAGCAGAAACUUUUUUCAGAGAAGCGUGUGGAAUUGCUUAAGGAGCUUUCCAGAAAACCAGACAUUUAUGAGAGACUCGCUUCCGCCUUGGCUCCGAGCAUUUAUGAGCAUGAAGAUAUAAAGAAGGGAAUCCUGCUUCAGCUCUUUGGCGGGACGAGAAAGGAUUUCAGCCACACAGGAAGAGGCAAGUUCCGCGCCGAGAUCAACAUCCUGCUUUGCGGGGACCCAGGGACCAGCAAGUCGCAGCUGCUGCAGUACGUGUACAACCUGGUCCCCCGGGGCCAGUACACGUCCGGGAAGGGCUCCAGCGCCGUGGGCCUCACCGCCUACGUCAUGAAGGACCCUGAGACGCGGCAGCUCGUGCUGCAGACGGGCGCCCUGGUGCUGAGUGACAACGGCAUCUGCUGCAUCGAUGAGUUCGACAAGAUGAACGAGAGCACACGCUCCGUCCUGCACGAGGUCAUGGAGCAGCAGACGCUCUCCAUCGCCAAGGCUGGGAUUAUUUGUCAGCUCAACGCCCGCACCUCCAUCCUGGCAGCCGCAAACCCUGUCGAGUCUCAGUGGAAUCCGAAAAAAACCACCAUUGAGAAUAUCCAGCUGCCCCACACACUGUUGUCAAGGUUUGACUUGAUCUUCCUCAUGCUGGACCCUCAGGACGAAGCGUACGACCGGCGUCUGGCUCACCACCUGGUGUCCCUGUACUACCAGAGCGAGGAGCAGGCGCAGGAGGAGGUCCUGGACAUGGCGGUGCUCAAGGACUACAUCGCCUACGCGCACGGCGCCGUCCUGCCGCGGCUGAGCCAGGACGCCAGCCAGGCGCUCAUCGAGGCUUACGUGGACAUGAGGAAGGUCGGCAGCAGCCGAGGGAUGGUGUCCGCGUACCCCCGACAGCUGGAAUCGCUGACCCGCUUGGCCGAAGCCCACGCUAAGGUGCGCUUUUCCAACAAGGUGGAGGCGAUCGACGUGGAGGAGGCCAAGCGCCUGCACCGAGAGGCCCUGAAGCAGUCGGCGACCGACCCGCGGACGGGCAUCGUGGACAUCUCCAUCCUCACCACAGGAAUGAGUGCCACCUCUCGUAAACGGAAAGAAGAGUUAGCUGAAGCUUUGAAAAAGCUUAUUUUAUCCAAGGGCAAAACGCCAGCCCUGAAAUACCAGCAACUUUUUGAAGAUAUUCGGGGACAGUCUGAUAUAGCAAUUACCAAGGAUAUGUUUGAAGAAGCGCUGCGUGCCCUGGCGGAUGACGACUUCUUGACGGUAACUGGGAAGACGGUGCGCCUGCUCUGAAGCCCCACGAGCAGCGCUGGUCACCGCCCUGCCGCCGGCGGGAGAAACAGCCUCAAAGUCAUUACUUGGCUGCAUAAAAAUUUUCUAACCUGGGUUCAGUUUUCCUAGGGAAGCCUGUGUGUGUUCAUCUUUUUAACAUUUUAAGUAAAGAGCACUGUGCCAGUUUAUGAGCAUGAUAUAGUACGACUGUUUUCUUGAAGUGCCGUUUCUUUAGCACCAGGUUUGAGCUGUGUGUAGGUACAGACAGCAGGGUGCGAUCUUCUCUGGAGACAGCGGUCUGGGUCAUGGUUUUGUGCUGGACUUUGUCGUGGCCGUUGGAGAUGCUCGGGUGUUCCCGUCCCUCCUGUGGGGAGGUCCACGGCCAGCGCUGUCCCCGCUGAGUCCUCAAGGCUUGUUCUCUUGGCUACAUGAGGCUGGAAAUGGUGGGGUUCCGUGUCACUGCUUUCUACUGCUUCACCCUAAUAUGUAGAACUUUUUCCUCAAUAAAU
Balaenoptera musculus (blue whale) is the source of this 3536-nucleotide messenger RNA. RefSeq names its product minichromosome maintenance complex component 4 (gene MCM4). NCBI's taxonomy places the organism in Eukaryota, Metazoa, Chordata, Mammalia, Artiodactyla, Balaenopteridae. The record is from RefSeq and is a predicted model, not a curated record. Bases 538 to 3048 code for a protein of 836 amino acids. The transcript has 18 exons. Gene Ontology annotation, biological process: double-strand break repair via break-induced replication; mitotic DNA replication initiation; DNA strand elongation involved in DNA replication. Gene Ontology annotation, cellular component: nucleus; MCM complex. Gene Ontology annotation, molecular function: single-stranded DNA helicase activity; single-stranded DNA binding; ATP binding.